Peromyscus leucopus (white-footed mouse) is the source of this 1039-nucleotide messenger RNA. Its product is annotated as olfactory receptor 5A1-like. Gene Ontology annotation, biological process: sensory perception of smell; G protein-coupled receptor signaling pathway. The record is from RefSeq and is a predicted model, not a curated record. The transcript has a single exon. Gene Ontology annotation, molecular function: olfactory receptor activity; odorant binding; G protein-coupled receptor activity. Lineage: Eukaryota; Metazoa; Chordata; Mammalia; Rodentia; Cricetidae. Bases 1 to 966 code for a protein of 321 amino acids. Gene Ontology annotation, cellular component: membrane.
AUGCCAAGCAGAUCUGUGUCAGGAGAUGAAAACCACACCUCUGUGGACACGUUUGUCCUCCUGGGGCUCCUGGACCAAACAGAACUGCAGCUCAUCCUUUUUCCAGUCUUCCUAGGGACCUACCUCAUGACUCUGAUUUGGAACCUGGCCCUCAUAAUCCUCAUCAGGAUGGACUCUCACCUGCAAACACCCAUGUACUUUUUUCUCAGUUUCUUGUCACUUAUAGAUAUCUGCUAUUCUUCUUCCAUCAGCCCAAGGAUGCUUUCAGACUUCUUAAAAGUUGAGAAAACGAUUUCCUUCAUUGCCUGUGCCACUCAGUAUUUUGUUUUGGCCUGGAUGGGUAUGUCUGAGUGCUGCUUGCUGGCUGCCAUGGCCUAUGACAGGUAUGUGGCCAUCGGUAGUCCUCUGCAAUAUUCAGCCAUCAUGGCCCCAAGCCUUUGCUGGAGGAUGGUGGCUGGUGUCUGUGGGAGUGGUUUCCUUAGUAGCCUUGUUCAAACAGUUACUUGUUUUAAUCUCUACUACUGUGGACCAAAUGUCAUUCACCAUUUCUUCUGUGACAUGCCUCAGAUCCUUCCCUUGUCUUGUUCUGAUCCCUUCAUCAGCCAGUUGGUUCUUUUCCUGGCAGCUGUUUUUGUUGGGUUUGGCUCUUUCCUUGUUAUCCUCUUAUCCUAUGUCUUCAUUGCAGUUUCUAUCCUGAAAAUUGCCUCGCUCAAAGGCUGUAUCAAGGCCUUCAAGACCUGCGGCUCCCACCUGGCGACAGUGACCCUCUUCUAUGGCACAGUCCUCUCUGUGUACCUGCACCACAGCUCUCAGCACUCCACAAAACAGGACAAGGUGCUUUCUGUGGUCUAUGCCAUCCUCAUCCCCAUGUUAAACCCUCUGAUCUACAGUCUGAGGAAUACAGAGAUCAAGGGGGCCCUCAAGAGAAUGAUGAAGAAGGCAGCACAUCCACCUCAGAAAGAGUAGCAUCUGGGCAGGUACCAUCCCCAAGAGGAAGGCAGAAGUAAGAACAUGGAGGACACCUUCUGUAGACCUUUCA